GCCGCGCUCCUCACCUACAUCUGCACCGGCCCGGAGCCCGCUGAUCCUCCCCCAGCGCACCCGGCAUCCCGCGCACCGACGGAGCGGACAUGGGCAGAGCAAUGGUGGUCAGGCUGGGGCUGGGGCUGCUGCUCCUGGCUCUGCUCCUACCCGCGCAGAUUUAUGCAAAUCAAACAACUCUUGCAACAGUGUCAAGUAGUUUCUCCCAGAAUGUUACGACUACUACUCCAAGUCCAAUCAAUGCUACCACCAGGGGGGAUGCCAGUGCACUGCAGUCCACAGCAGCCAGCCUCCUCAUGGUCUCUCUCUCCCUGCUACAUCUCUACUGUUAAAGAGACUCAGGCCAAGAAGCAUCAACAUUUUCCCCUCUUCCAAACCCACCCCAAAUGGCGACGAGAAGUCCACGUGGCAAGGAAGAAACAAUCUUCAUGGCAUCUAGUUCCACGCCUUGUCCCGCUGACACCAAAAGUGUUGAGAAUCACAAAUUUGAUUGGUUUGAAAAACGUGUGAAGAGUUUGACCAGAUGAUGAGUGCCGACACUAAAUCUACUGGCAUUUUUAUGUUCAAGAUGAAGAGAGACAACGUCCAAAAUUAAAGACAUGAUUUCCUUGAAUGUAGCUUAAGAAAUGUAUGAACACUGAACACCUCUACCUUGAAAAAUUGAGACUAGAUUUUGUCUUGCUUAGGGAUAAAUGGUGGGGAUGUGGAA
Molecule: messenger RNA, 709 nt
Organism: Ochotona princeps (American pika)
Lineage: Eukaryota; Metazoa; Chordata; Mammalia; Lagomorpha; Ochotonidae
Gene: CD24
Product: CD24 molecule
Exons: 2
Coding region: 90-332 (80 amino acids)
Biological process (GO): cell adhesion
Cellular component (GO): external side of plasma membrane
Source: RefSeq, a predicted model, not a curated record